AUGCAGUCGGGCUCCAUGUCUCUCCUGGUCUCUCCUGGGGACUGCAGCGGAACAUCCUACAGAACUCACUGUUACAUCCCAGUGCCUCCUUCUGUUGCCCUUUGCUCCAGUGAUGUAAGCCCUACCUUUGGGCUCUGCUUGCCCAGCAACUACCAAGGAAAUCUCUGGCUCCUGGACAACUGCCAAGAAACCUGUGAUGAAAUCCCAAGCUGUGAAUCUCCUAGCUGCGAGCUCACGACCUGUAAUGCAAGUUGUACAAACUCCUGUGUGCCACGCAACUCUCCAACAGUGGACAACGUUUGCAGUGUCCGUGAAACAACCAAAACUGGCCUCAACCCCAGCUGCAACCCAUGCACUCAGACCAAGGGGUAUGUAUCUGGUUGCUACACACCCAGCCAAUGCGGCUCUAAAGCAAGCCAGACCCUCAGCAAUAGCUUCAAAUUCUUUGGGCCACUCAAUUGCUUGUCCAACAGUUUCCGGCCCCUAAACCACUGCAGACUGGGUAGCUUGGGGUAUAGAAGCUAUCAAAAUCUUGGCUUCAUACCCAGUGGCUUCUCACCAUCAUGUUAUAUUCCCAGAAGUUGCCAGUUCCAAAACUAUUUAAUGAGAAAUCCCCGAUAUCCAACUUAUGGACCCAUGAGAUGCCAACCGCUGAGGUAUUUUUCUAGAAGCUUCCAGUCUCUGAGCUAUAUACCAAGUACUUUUCCUCCUCUGAGGUAUUUAUGCAGUUCUUGCAGACCUCUGAGUUGCUAUUGA
Suricata suricatta (meerkat) is the source of this 756-nucleotide messenger RNA. RefSeq names its product keratin-associated protein 24-1. Bases 1 to 756 code for a protein of 251 amino acids. The record is from RefSeq and is a predicted model, not a curated record. Gene Ontology annotation, cellular component: keratin filament. Gene Ontology annotation, molecular function: structural molecule activity. NCBI's taxonomy places the organism in Eukaryota, Metazoa, Chordata, Mammalia, Carnivora, Herpestidae. The transcript has a single exon.